Molecule: messenger RNA, 1240 nt
Organism: Oncorhynchus gorbuscha (pink salmon)
Lineage: Eukaryota; Metazoa; Chordata; Actinopteri; Salmoniformes; Salmonidae
Product: FERM domain-containing protein 7-like
Exons: 10
Coding region: 191-1240 (349 amino acids)
Cellular component (GO): cytoskeleton
Molecular function (GO): cytoskeletal protein binding; guanyl-nucleotide exchange factor activity
Source: RefSeq, a predicted model, not a curated record
GAGCAGACAGAGGAGUGCGUAAAUCGCGUCUUAUAAGUCUUCAUUUUGGAGACACAGUGGCAUUUGGCAACUGGGAAUUGAGGAUUCUACUGCUACACAGGAAUUUCCGGUAUCGUUUACGUAUUAUUUUUGUUGUUGUUUUUGUUGUAAAGGUGUUUGGAUUGGACCGGAACCAGAGAGAGAGAGAGAGAUGGGGGACCGGCGCGGGAAGUUCCUCUCUCCCCGCGUCUCCAAGGGAACACUGCAGCUCCGCGUGAUCUUUCUGGACAACAGCGAGCGCGUGUUUGAGGUCGAGCAAAGGAUCAUGGGAUGUGACUUCUUCAACAAGGUGUGUGGCCACCUCAAGCUAUUGGAGAGAGAAUACUUUGGACUGGAGUUCAGACAUCACACUGGUAGUUAUGUGUGGCUGGAACAGUUGAAACCUCUUACCAGUCAGAUAAAGAACACCAGUGAUCUGUUCUUCAGAUUCAUUGUCAAGUUCUUUCCUCCAGACCCAGGACAGCUGCAGAGAAGACUCACAAGGUAUCUGUUUUCUCUCCAGAUAAAGCAGGACCUCUCGACAGGCAGUCUUACCUGUAAUGACAACAGCGCCGCCCUGCUGGUCUCCCAUAUACUGCAGUCAGAGCUGGGAGACUACAAGGAGGAGUUGGACAUCCACCAUCUAGAGAUGAGAAGAUACGUCCCUAACCAGGAAUACCUGGACCACAAAAUUAUGAAGUUCCACAGGAAACACAGGGGUCACUCUCCUGCGGACUCAGACGUCCAUCUGUUGGAGGUUGCUAGGAAACUGGACAUGUACGGUAUCCGCCCCCACCCUGCCCACGAUGGCGAGGGCAUAAGACUCAACCUGGCCGUCACACACUCUGGGGUACUGGUGUUCCAGGGCAACACUAAGAUCAACACGUUCAGCUGGGCCAAGAUCCGUAAACUGAGCUUCAAGAGGAAACACUUCCUCAUCAAACUACACGACCAAAUAGGGCCGUCCCGUAAGGACACGGUAGAGUUUGCGAUGGCGAGUCGAGACGUUUCUAAGUCUUUCUGGAAGACCUGCGUUGAGUACCAUGCCUUCUUCAGACUGGCCAAAGAGCCCCAGUCACGCAGCAAGACUCUGCUGUCCAGCAAAGGAUCCAGCUUCAGAUACAGGCACGUACACACAUACAGACACACUGGGUACAGACACACUGGGUACAGACACACUGGGUACAGACACACAUACAGACACACUGGGUACAGACAUUGA